Canariomyces notabilis is the source of this 4587-nucleotide messenger RNA. Its product is annotated as RNB-domain-containing protein. The transcript has 3 exons. Bases 109 to 4152 code for a protein of 1347 amino acids. Gene Ontology annotation, molecular function: 3'-5'-RNA exonuclease activity; RNA binding. Gene Ontology annotation, biological process: mRNA catabolic process. Lineage: Eukaryota; Fungi; Ascomycota; Sordariomycetes; Sordariales; Chaetomiaceae. Gene Ontology annotation, cellular component: P-body. The record is from RefSeq and is a predicted model, not a curated record.
UCUGUCCACUGCCGCGUGCGAACGCAUCUGAAUCAUCGUGCCUAGCACUCCACGUGCAUUUAGAGACCCGUCUCUAUCAGCAAUUGCCGCCGCUCCAAAACCGCAGCAAUGGAGCAGCAGCAGCAGCAGCAGGCACAGCAGCAGCAACAGGGUCAGCCUCAACCUGGAGGUGUUCCUGGUCCUGCUGGCCGCCGGCUGCACAUUGCCCAUCGCCGAAGCCCAUCAGAGCUCACACCAUUGAUGAGCAUGUUUGCGAAUCCCGGCAUGGAUCAGGUCGCCAUCCAGCAACAGAUUGAGCUGUUGCAGCAGCAGCAGCAGACGCUCCAAGCCUACCAGCAGAUGGCCAUGCUUCCCGGGCAGACCCUCGGUGCUGGCGGCUUCAACCCUCUACAGCAGGUCGCCAUGACCAACAUGCCGCAAGCCGGCUUCCAAUUUCCAGCUCAGAUUCCCCAGCAGACGGUGUCUCUGGCGCCACCAACACAGCCCCUAUCACAUCGCCGUAAUCAGUCAGCUCUUCCCAACAUGGGCAUGGGCCCGCCGCCCGCUCCCUCCUCUGGCGCGUCUGGCUCCGCGUUUGGCAGCUUCGAUAACUCGCAAGCCCAGGCCAGGGAGAACACUGGCAGCCGUGGAGGUCGCGGCGGCGGCGGAUCCGGAGGUGGUCAUCAGAGACGUCACUCGCUGGCCCUGGCCGACGCCAAGAAGGCCGCCGAGCUCGCGCAGCAGAAGCGCACUACAUCCGGCUUCCAGUUCCCUGGCCCUGGCGCUUCGGGCUCUGCUGAAAAGCAAGAGGACGAAGCAAAGGGCGCAGCGACCACGCAGGCUCCACCAGAAAGCCAGACGGCGCCAGCCCCGUCUUUCCGCGGUGGUCGUGGCGGCGGCCACGGCCGGAGCCAGAGCAUGGCUGUCGGCGCGAACGGCCGUGGCGGCCUAGGUGGUGAUUUCUCGCGUCGUGGCGGCGGUGGUGGCCAUGCACGCACUUCCUCUCGAAAUUUUGACAGCAACUGGCGCAACCAAAGCCAGAACCAAAGCCAGGAUCAGACUGGCGCUGCCAACCAGAGCCAAGGAUUCCAGCCAGGCCACCGUAAUCGUAGUUCCGUCAGCCAUCAGUCCAUGGCUUCUCUUGGGGCUUUCCAAUACCCCACCCAGUCACCGCAGUUGAUGCAGAUCCCAGGCCAGAUGAUGAUCCCCAUUUACCCGGGGCAGCAGCUCAACCCCAUGCAACUCAACCAGCUGCAGGCACUGCAGGUUGCCCAGAUGAACGGCCAGCACAUGGCCGGACUCCAAGCCAGCCAGCAUGCCCCUCAACUGGCAGCUCAGCAACCUCAGCAGCAACAACAACAGCAACGCAAGACUCUCUUUACCCCCUAUCUCCCGCAAGCAACCCUUCCCGCCCUCCUGGGAGAUGGGCAGCUCGUCUCCGGCAUACUCCGCGUCAACAAGAAAAACAGAAGCGAUGCAUAUGUCGCCACUCAGGAUGGCCUCCUCGAUGCUGACAUUUUCAUCUGCGGGAGCAAAGACCGAAACCGUGCGCUUGAAGGCGAUCUCGUCGCAGUCGAGCUCCUUGAUGUGGAUGAGGUAUGGUCCCAGAAGCGGGAAAAGGAAGAGAAGAAGAAACGCAAGGAUAUCACCGACACCCGUUCCGGAUCCACAGCCGGCACCGGACAAGCCAACGGCAACGGAGAUGAUAACGGCGGCGAUGGCAGUAUCCGCCGGCGCGGCAGUCUCAGGCAACGGCCUACUCAAAAGAAGAACGAUGAUGUUGAAGUUGAAGGCCAGAGCCUUCUUCUUGUAGAAGAGGAGGAGAUCAGUGAUGAGCAGAAACCGCUUUACGCCGGUCACAUUGUUGCUGUCAUCGAGCGAGUGGCAGGGCAGAUGUUCUCCGGCACACUGGGUCUUCUCCGGCCCAGCAGUCAGGCGACCAGGGAGAAGCAAGAGGCGGAGCGAGCUGCGCGGGAUGGGAGCAUGUCUCGGCAACAGGACACCCGACCUCAGGAGAAGCCAAAGAUUGUGUGGUUCAAGCCGACCGACAAGCGUGUUCCGCUGAUUGCUAUACCAACCGAGCAGGCUCCCCGCGACUUUGUUGAGAAGCAUCAAGAAUAUGCCGAUCAGAUCUUCGUGGCCUGCAUCAAGCGCUGGCCCAUCACCUCACUACAUCCGUUUGGUACCCUGGUUGAGAAGCUCGGUAAGAUGGGCGAUCUGAAGGUUGAGACAGACGCACUGCUCCGAGAUAACAAUUUCUCGUCCGACGAAUUCUCAGACGCCGUCUUACGCAGUGUCGGUCUUCAGGACUGGACGAUUGCGAAAGAAGAUGAGGCUGCUAUUGCCUCUCGCCGCGACUUCCGCAACGACAAGGUUUUCACUCUUGAUUUGGACGGCUCCGCCGAACUUGGAAACGGCGUGCAUGUCAAGUCACUGCCUGAUGGCAAGGUUGAGAUCGGCAUCCACAUCCCGGAUGUCACCCAUUUUGUAAAGCCCAACUCCCUUGUUGACAGAGAGGCGAAGAAACGCGGCACUGCCGUCCAUCUGGUGAACAGAUUUUGUGCCAUGCUUCCGCCGAAGCUGUCCAGCGAGGUUUGUUCGAUUACACCCAACCAGGAUCGCCUAACUGUCAGCAUUGUCUUCCAUGUCAAUCCACAUACUGGUGCUGUCGCCGAAAGCGAUAUUUGGAUUGGGAAAGGCAUAGUCAAGAGCGCCGGCAAGGUUUCCCUCGCUCAGCUUGAUGAGGCCUUGUCGGGUGGUGCUGGCUUCUCGCACGAAGCCGCUGAUGUCAAAGACAUUCAGAUGCUCCACAUGAUCACCCAGAAGUUCCGCGAGGCGCGGCUUGGAGCGGGCGGUGAGCCCAUUGCGCCGCUUCGCCUCCUCCAGCAACUGGACGAUGAGAAUAUUCCUGUCAAGCACAACAUCUUCGACACAACCCCGGCAACGGAACUUGCCGAGGAGCUCAUGCACAAGGCCAAUGCUUACGUUGCCCAGCGUUUGGCCCGGGGCCUUCCUGACAAAGCCCUCCUGCGUCGUCACCCUGCGCCCAAUUCCCGCCGCCUACAGACCUUUGUUGAACGCAUGACGGCUCUUGGCUACGAGAUUGACCCCUCCAGCAGUGGAUCGCUGCAAAACAGCCUCUUCAAGGUUGAAGAUGCCGAAAUCAGAAAGGGCAUGGAGACACUACUCCUCAAGUCAAUGCAGCGGGCCAAGUACUUCAUUGCGGGCAAGACAGCCAAGCACCUUUGGGCUCACUACUCGCUGAACUUGCCGUUGUACACUCACUUCACAAGCCCUACCAGACGCUAUGCCGACAUCCUCGUCCACCGCCAGCUAGAAUCUGUUCUUUCGGAAGGCAAGGUUGAGUACAACGAAGAUCUGGAGAAUUUGGUUAAGACGGUCGAGUCCUGCAACACCAAGAAGGACUCGGCACAGAACGCCCAGGAGCAAAGCAUCCACAUUGAAUCCUGCCGCAAUAUGGACAAGAAGCGCCAGGAGGUCAAUGGCGAUUUGAUUAGUGAAGGCAUUGUCAUUUGCGUGUACGAGUCAGCCUUUGAUGUGCUCAUUCCCGAGUGGGGCUUCGAGAAGCGUGUGCAUUGCGACCAGCUGCCGUUGAAGAAGGCCGAGUUCAGGAAGGAGAAGAGAAUCUUGGAGCUCUACUGGGAGAAGGGCGUUCCAAGCUCGGCCUACGUGCCGGAAGAUGAGCGCCCCAAGGCUGCGGCGUCGCAAAGGAUUUCCAACGCAUUAGCUGCUGCUCGUCAGGCCGAAGAAGCUGAGAGGGCCAAAAAGGAGCGUGAAGAGGCAGCUAGGAAGCAAACAGAAACGGGCACCAUCUCGACGGACGACGUCGAUGCCCUCUUCGAUGACGAGGAGGAUAACGCGUCUGAUAUUACUGAAGCUAUGGCAGGCGCCUCGCUGGCGGAGCGACCGACACAAAGCGUUCCCGGCUCGCCAACCAGGUCCUCGGCAGAGGCAGCCGGGACCCUCCACCGCACUCGGUCGGAUUCGAAGGUGCCUACCACUGACGUUCCGGAGACGAGACUGACGAAUAAGGAGAAGUACUUGAAGCUGUUCAAGUUGAGAGAAGAAGGCGGUGAAUACAUCCAGGAUGUGACGGAGAUGACGCGGGUGCCGGUAAUUCUGAAGACGGAUCUCACCAAGAGCCCACCGUAAGUAUCUGGCGUGGUUUAUUUUCCCCCUUUGCACGGCUAACAAAGAUGGCAGGUGUUUGACCAUCCGGUCGCUCAACCCAUACGCACUGUAGAUGGCAGGGCGACAAUGUACUACCAUGAGCCCGAGCAUAUCUUUUCAACAUGGGAUGGAAUCGGAUACGGAUCCGAGCAUGUACGUGGCUUCUUCGAGCAAGGAAGGUGACAGGAGACAGACGAAGAUUGAUAAAGCGGAUUACCUCUCCGAGGUAUCUCCAAGAUGGUAUAAGUUUCCUCUGGAUUAUUGUAGGUUGGUGCAUUUAUGGAGGUCUUGUCGGAUACACAGCAGCAUUACAGAUGCAGUAGGCUGGAGCUGUAAGAGAUGCUGCUGAGGAGGUUAAAAGAGGGGACAGGGGCAGAAGGAUGAAAGCAGAGGCAGAACACACAAGCCAGCCCGUCU